GUGAACUCGGGACUCUGAGUUCCCGCGAAGCGAUCAAUUUUAUAGUGUUUGGUUCUAAAAAACUAAAGAAGUUCUCGGGAAGUUCAAGUGUUGAAGUUCCUGACUGUAUAGGAACUUACUUCCUCUCAUUGACUCAAGGAAGUGCACUUCUCGACCUCAACAAAUUUGUAAUCUCUAUUUUGCCCUCUUUCCUAUUUGACGCUCAACGUUGUUGUCUCCAACUCUACAAAUCCUUGUCUUCAGGGAAAAAAACUCUUCAAAUCCUCUCUUGAAGAAGCAAACCAAAGAAAUUUCUACUGAUCAAAGGAAUCCAAACCUCAAGAUGAAUAAUGUCCACAAUAGUCAAAGAAGUGCAAUCUCAAAAGAUAAAGGUAAAAUGACACAAAAUGACAAAAAUUCUGGGAGAUCUUGUGUUAGAUGGACACAUGCAGUUUGGUGGAUCUUGUCAAUAUGGGAGGAUGGAAACAAGACAAUGGUCAAUUUAAGUCUGGCUAUCAAUUUUAAAUAGAGAAAAUGAUGAAGGAAAAGAUUCCUAAUUGUCAAAUGAAAGCUAACCCACAUAUUGAAUCAAGGGUGAAGAUUUUGAGGUCAAAGUAUCAUGCAAUUGUUGAAAUGAGAGGUUCAAGAUGCAGUGGAUUUGGAUGGAACGAAAGAGAUAAGUGCAUCACUUGUGAUGAUGAUGUUUGGGAGAAUUGGGUUAAGUGUCACUGGGAUGCUGUAGGGUUGAGGAACAAACCAUUUCCUUUUUACAAUGAAUUAGAUUAUGUUUAUGAAAAAGACAGAGCUACUGGAGAAGGUGCAGAAAAUCAAACUGAUGCAAUAGAAGAUAUUGAAUUAGAGGAGCAAGAACAACAAAGCCAAUAUGAAUCUUGUUCCCCACCAGUUUUCAAUGGAGAAGCAGGUAGUGAAUAAGAAGAGACAAGUUAUAUAAAUCUACAUCCAUAUUCUAGUUCUGCUUAGACAAUAAAUGUUGUGCCAUCAAGCACUGGAAAUAAAAGAAGAAAGAAGAGACAUUGGAAGUUAUUCAAGAAUUUUCAAGUCAAAUGGAUAAAUUAGGUAACUUGAUGGCAGUUGCUGGAGAACAUAUUGGUAGACUUGCAAAUUGUUUUAAGCAUGAGUCUGAGGGUGUAGAAAGAAGAAUGGCUGUUAAUGCUGAAUUAAUGAAGAUUGAAGGAUUAUCUCAACAAGAUAUUCUUAAGGUAGGAAGGAAGAUUGCACUUGACACUAUGGAAACUGAUUACUUUUUUAGUCUGCUAGAGGAUUAUAGGAAAACUUAUGUGCCUAGUUUAUUAAUCCCUAAAAAUCUAUAAUUUAUUAGAACUCUAAAAUAUUAUGACCCUUAGUAUUUAGAUUAGGACUUCUUUAUAUAAUGUGAUGGUAAAUGAUAUAGUAGAAGCUAAGAAAUAAUUGGUUAUGUAAGUGAAGUUAUAUAUACUGUGAUGGUAAAUGAUGUAGUAGGAGAUAUAUAUUUUAGGUGCUAAAAUUGAGAUGUAUACAUGAA
Molecule: messenger RNA, 1501 nt
Organism: Jatropha curcas
Lineage: Eukaryota; Viridiplantae; Streptophyta; Magnoliopsida; Malpighiales; Euphorbiaceae
Source: RefSeq, a predicted model, not a curated record